Molecule: messenger RNA, 528 nt
Organism: Humulus lupulus (European hop)
Lineage: Eukaryota; Viridiplantae; Streptophyta; Magnoliopsida; Rosales; Cannabaceae
Product: glyceraldehyde-3-phosphate dehydrogenase GAPCP1, chloroplastic-like
Exons: 6
Coding region: 1-528 (175 amino acids)
Molecular function (GO): oxidoreductase activity, acting on the aldehyde or oxo group of donors, NAD or NADP as acceptor
Source: RefSeq, a predicted model, not a curated record
AUGAACGGAGAGCCUCCCCACCACGAUGAACGGUGUCCAUGGCAAGAGCACUCAUGCAACAAAGUUGUUCAUGAGGAAUUUGGUAUUCUUGAAGGUUUAAUGAUAGCUGUUCAUGCAACUACAUCAAUACAGAAGACUGUUGAUGGCCCAUCAAUGAAGGAUUGGAGAGGAGGCCGUGGAGCUGGACAAAAUAUCAUUCCUAGUUCUACUGGUGCUGUAAAGGUUGUUGGAAAGGUUCUCCCAGAACUGAAUGGAAAACUUACUGGAAUGGCCUUUCGUGUUCCAACUCCUAAUGUCUCGAUGGUGGACCUAACUUGUCGAUUUGAGAAGAGUGCUUCCUAUGAAGAUGUCAAGGCAGCCAUAAAGUAUGCAUCAGAGGGACCACUUAAAGGCAUUCUUAGGUACACAGAUGAAGACAUUGUCUCCAAUGAUUUUGUUGGUGACACAGGGUAUAAUUUCUUUGAUGUUUCCACCAUUGCUUUCAAGAUCAUAUCUUUAGUUGAUUUUAUGGGGUCCAUUGUCACCUAA